AUGGACACCGAGUCCGCCGCCACGCCCGCAACGACAACGACCGAUGCGUCUUCCGAGCAAGCUCCAGCUUCGUCGGAUGUCGAAGUAAUCGACUUGACCGGGCUCUCAGACUCUUCCUCCGACGAUGAAGGCGGAGAUGGUUCAGACCAAGAAGAAAAUGGGGAGGGCGGCUCGUACGACGAUGAUGACGACGACGACGACGGGUCUGAAGUUGAGAUUCCCCUCAACCAGGAAACCCGAACGCAGCUGUACACUGCCAUCUCUACUGUGUCUGAACCGCGUCUUCGACACGUCCUCAAGCGCUUAAUUGAUACCGACCAGGCGGUGGAGAUUGCUCUUACUCGCGAGCUUAUAACCUUGAAGCGCGAAACCCAGGCCGUUGUACCGCGAUGGCAUCGCUGCGUCCAUUGCGAAAUCGAGUAUGAUAUCAAUACUCGCCGGGAGGAAGAUGAAUGCACUUUUCAUCCCGGUGAACUAGAGGAAGAUGAAGAAGGCUUUGCGGACUGGGACGAGGAUUGCCACGGUCCUAAAGACACACCAGAAAAUAGGAUCCAAUAUCCUCACGAAUUCAAGUGGACAUGUUGCGACGAAGACGGGACAGCUCCGGGCUGUGUUCGAGGACAGCAUAAACCUGUUGACAUCUCGAAAAAGCGAAAACGGGAGGAGCAGCACUAG
Messenger RNA from Coprinopsis cinerea okayama7#130, 675 nucleotides. RefSeq lists its product as hypothetical. The transcript is spliced from 2 exons. NCBI's taxonomy places the organism in Eukaryota, Fungi, Basidiomycota, Agaricomycetes, Agaricales, Psathyrellaceae. Bases 1 to 675 code for a protein of 224 amino acids. The record is from RefSeq and is a predicted model, not a curated record.